Fusarium vanettenii 77-13-4 is the source of this 564-nucleotide messenger RNA. RefSeq lists its product as uncharacterized. The record is from RefSeq and is a predicted model, not a curated record. Lineage: Eukaryota; Fungi; Ascomycota; Sordariomycetes; Hypocreales; Nectriaceae. Bases 1 to 564 code for a protein of 187 amino acids. The transcript has 3 exons.
AUGCCGCCUGUCUGGGGAAAAAAGUACUUGAUGGAGCUAGGGCUUGAGUCCUGGGAACAACUCGAGAAGCUCGCUAAGCAGAAACUUAAGCAAGAUGAUAGGGAUUGGGAGGCAAAAGUGGCUCACGAAUUGAGCCAAGAAUCAACGCAAGAAGCUACAACACAACGCCAUGUAGCGCGACGAAAAGCCAAGGGAAAGGUAAUCAGCUACAAUGAGGAGAUACCUACUCCCCCUCGCCCUAGGAGAAUCAUCAAGAUCAAGGUUCCAAAGAGAUCUCACAAUGAGGCCCAGCAAGAACACCACCAAGCUCCUGGACCAGCCAGCGCCGGUGACGAGCAAGAUUCCGAUGGCAUGUCUGUACGUUCUAUUGACGACGAACUACCCAAUGCCGAGGAUCUCGAGUUUCUUGACGACGAGGGCAACGAACCUGAGCCUACAGGAUCUGAAGCCUCUUUCGCAUCCGGCUCUGAAGAUAUCCCAAUGUCCGACACGUCUGACUCCGACACCUCCUCUCCAGAAGCCACUCCCGACAGAGACCUUGGCAUCGAUUUAGACUCCGAUUAA